AUGAGGACAGCUGUCCUCUUGAGCCUCCUGUUUCACAUUGCGGCUGCUUUUCACCAAAUACAUUACCUGGUGGUGAUCCCUGCAGAUCUCCGUUACCCAUCCACCCAAGUUGCCUGCCUCCAUAUCACCUGUUACGAAGGAAAGCUUCAAGUGAAUCUGAUCCUGGAGCGCUCUGCAGGACAUGAUCUCUUGGUGCAAGAAACCAUCCAGAAGGAGAAGACUUUCACAUGCACUAAGUUCUGGGUUGCACCUCCAGCUGAUGGCACAGAGGAAAUUGCCACUGUCAAACUGAUCAUCAGAGGCGAAGGGGUCAGCAUUGAGGAGAAGAAAAAAGUUCUGAUCCGCAAGGCUAGCUGUGGCACCUUCAUCCAAACAGACAAGCCCAGCUACCAACCAGGGCAGACAGUGAAAUUUCGCAUCGUGACUCUGGAUGAGGAAUUCAUUGCACUCAACGAUUCAAUUUCCCUGUUUCUCCAGGACCCUAAGAACAACCGGAUAGAGCAGUGGCUGAAUGUGGUCCCCCAAGACGGCAUUGCAGAUCUGUCUUUCCAACUAAGUGAUGAGCCUCUGCUGGGGACAUAUGUCAUCAACGUAACCAGUGCAAAAGCAUAUGGCAGCUUCUCCGUUGAGGAGUAUGUGCUGCCAAAAUUUGAAGUGAUCUUUGAGGUGCCAAAUCAGAUAUAUGCACUAGAUAAAACCUUCCCGCUCCGCGUAUGUGGCAGAUACGCUUAUGGGAAAAGCGUCCAGGGGAUGGUUCAUGUGAGCCUUUGUCAGAAGAUAGCUCCGUUCCUGCCCAGUGCUUCAAAACCUGAUCUCUGUCAGGAAUUCAACAACCAGACAGACAAGAUGGGUUGCUUCUCCACAAAUGUGAGUCUGUCCUCCUUCAGUCCAGACUUUCGGUACUAUCAGGACAGCAUAGUUGCAGAGGCCUUGCUGGUGGAGGAUGGCACAGAGAUACAUGUCAAUGCUUCCCAUAAAUUACUCAUCUCCAAGAUUGGUGGGAUGGCCUUGUUUGAAGAUGUGAAUUCUUACUACCACACUGGAGAGAUGUACAGGGGCAAGAUUAAAGUCAUUGACUACCAAGGCAAGGCACUGAAGCACAAAAAAGUCCUCCUCGUAGUGAGCUGCAGUGAGCAGCAUUUUAAGCAGAAGUACAUCACUGGGGACUCUGGUACAGCUUCAUUUAGCCUGAACACGACUGCUUGGAACAGCACCUCAGCCUCCCUGGAGGCAAGUGUCCUGCAUCAAGAUUUGGAUAGAGAGCCUGGGACAGUUGAUUUGAGUUACCAGCGAGCCUCUCAUUUCAUAAGUCCAUUCUACAGCACCAGCAGGAGUUUUCUCUCUAUUGUCCGUGUGCCGGAAACAAUACUCUGUGGUAAAAAGCAGGCUGUCCAGGUGGACUUCAGAAUUUAUCAGGAGGACCUGGAACAUGGGCCCAAGCGUGUUGUUUUCUCCUACUUUGUCACAGGGAAAAGAGGGAUAGUCCAUGCAGGUCAGAAGACUGUUUGGGUUGGGCUGCCAAGAAUGCUGAAAGGCUUCUUCUCCAUCCCUCUUACCUUCAGUUCGAUCUAUGCCCCAGCUCCAAGACUUGUUGUUUAUGUUAUCUUCCCUAAUGGAAAAAUCAUUGCUGAUUCUACCAUCUUCAGUGUCUCCAUGUGUUUCAGAAAUAAGGUGAGUCUGGGCUUCUCAACGCCGGAGACUCUUCCUGAUUCAGAGGUUGGUCUGCAUCUGCUGGCAGCUCCUGGGUCCACGUGUGCUGUCUGGGCUGUGGAUCAGAGUGUCCUUUUGCCGAAGCCAGGAAAAGAGCUCAGCAGCUCCUUGAUCUACGGGCUGUUCCCAUCUGUUUAUAACUCCAGGUACCCUCGCGUAGUGUCUGAAGAUGAUCAGUCAUGCGGGUUCCCAAAUUCUGAUGAGCCUGAUGUGUUUACAGCAUUCAUGGAUAUGGGGUUGAAAAUUAUGUCCAACACCAAUAUCAGGAAACCCAGAGUGUGUCCAAGCACUCCAUUGACAACUAUGCUGCUGGAAACAGAAAUGUUUACUUCCAGGCCCAUGUCGAUGUUUGCCCAGCCCCAUAAAGCAUAUAACAGUAAGCAUUUGCCAGCUCAUCUGACAUCUACCUAUCAGACUACUAUAUUUUCACCUGUUUCUUCAGCUGAAGAGAAAGUACACAAGCAUUUCCCCAAAACCUGGAUAUGGGAUUUGUAUUCUGUGGGUCCCAGUGGGAACAAGAAUGUCACUGUCACUGUGCCUGACACCAUCACAGAAUGGAAAGCAGGGAUGUUCUGCACAGGACGUAAUGGCUUUGGGCUUGCUCCAACCUCCAGUCUGCUUGUUUUCAAGCCCUUUCUUGUGGAGCUCACACUGCCAUCUUCUGUGAUCCAGGGUGAGACCUUCAUCUUGAAGGCCACAGUUUUCAACUACCUGCAGCGAUGCAUGAAGAUCCAAAUGACCCUGGAGGAGUUUGCACACUUCCAGCUGAAGCCAUGCAAAGGAUGUGUCUACAGCAGCUGCUUGUGUGCCGGUGAAGCUAAGACCUUUCAGUGGAGUGUCACAGCUGAGCAACUGGGGCUCAUGAACAUCACCCUCAGCACAGAGGCUGUGGCCACUGAAGAGCUCUGUGGUGAAGAGAUACCAUUUGUCCCAAACCAAGGACAGAAAGACACGAUCAUCAAACUCCUCCUAGUCCGGCCAGAGGGAGUGUUAGUAGAAAAGGUUCACAGCUCCAUCCUGUGUCCCGAAAAAGGGAAUCCAGCGCAGGAGUCUGUGUUCCUGAUGUUGCCUGUAAAGGUGGUUGAAGGUUCAGUCAGAGCCACCAUCUCAGUCACUGGUGACCUCAUGGGGACAGCACUGCAGAACCUGGACCACCUGGUGCAGAUGCCCCAUGGCUGUGGGGAGCAGAACAUGGUGCGCUUUACCCCCAUUGUCUAUGUGCUGCAGUACUUGGAGAAGACAAGGCAGCUGACCCCUGAGAUCAAGGAGAGGGCAACAGGAUUCCUGCGCAACGGCAAGUGUGGAUGGGGAAGUUCCCUUGGCUGCUUACAUCACUGCUGCGUACUUGGAGGCAGGAGAGACACCAGAGGUGGGCAGAUCCACUGGAGUCAGACCUCAUCCAAGCCCAGACCCAGCACCAGCCCUUGGUCACAGCCACUGUCUGUGGAUGUGGAGAUGACAGCCUAUAUCCUCCUGGCCCUGCUCUCCAAGCCAAAUGUCACAGGGUCUGAUCUCACCACAGCCUCUGGUAUCGUGGCUUGGCUCACCAGGCAGCAGAAUGCCUAUGGAGGGUUUGCCUCAACACAGGACACAGUAGUCGCCUUGCAGGCCUUGGCUAAGUAUGCAGUGCUUACGUACAGCACGAAAGGGGUUGCAGAAGUGAGGGUGAGAUCCCAGAGAGGCUUUGGGAGGAAGUUCCAAGUCUCCUACCAGAACCGGCUGUUGGUGCAGGAGGCGGCACUGACAGAAGUCCCGGGAAAGUUCUUGGUGCAGGCCCAUGGCAGCUGUUGUGUCUUUACCCGGAUGGUGCUGAGGUACAACACACCCUCUCCACAGGUCUCCACAUCCUUUGCCUUGCAAGUGAAAACCGAGCCAGUCAAUUGCACCGAGGAUGAUACACACUCUGUUACUGUCUAUGUCAAUGUCAGGUACACUGGGAAGAGGUCCACUUCCAACAUGGUUGUUGUGGAGGUGUCCCUACUGUCUGGAUUCGUUCUGGCUUCAGGAUCUGUGAUGUCUCUGCAGCAUUGGCACUCUGUGAAAAGAACUGAGAAAACACAAGGAGGUGUUGCCAUAUACUUGGACAAGCUGAGCCAUAAGUCUGAGACACACGUCCUGCAUCUGGAGCGGGAGAUUGGGGUGACCAACCUGAAGCCUGGCCAUGUCAGGGUCUAUGACUACUACCAUCCAGAGGAGCAGGCCCUGGCUGAUUAUAAUGUCUUCUGCAUCUGA
Leptosomus discolor (cuckoo roller) is the source of this 3942-nucleotide messenger RNA. Lineage: Eukaryota; Metazoa; Chordata; Aves; Leptosomiformes; Leptosomidae. The record is from RefSeq and is a predicted model, not a curated record.